Neltuma alba is the source of this 1414-nucleotide messenger RNA. Its product is annotated as protein tas. Gene Ontology annotation, molecular function: oxidoreductase activity. NCBI's taxonomy places the organism in Eukaryota, Viridiplantae, Streptophyta, Magnoliopsida, Fabales, Fabaceae. The transcript has 8 exons. The record is from RefSeq and is a predicted model, not a curated record. The coding region runs from base 93 to 1334 and encodes 413 amino acids.
GGGGAGGAAAGCCGGGGACGUGUCGUGCCCACUGCUCAGUGUUCAUCGUUAGGCAAAGCGGACGAUAAGGCCGAGCUGGGAGCGCCCUUGCCAUGGCCACGUCGUCGCCCUUCUCUCUAAUUCCUGCUUCUUCCUGCCAGAAAACUCCUGCCCCUUGUCGUCGUCUAAAACUACCAUGGCCCCUAAAGACUAGAAUUUCGAGGUUUCCGAAGUCCACACCAAACACCAUUGUCCGUGCCACGUUUGGCCAGAAGAACGCAUUACAGUACAGGAAGCUUGGCGACUCUGACCUUAACAUCAGCGAAAUCACUCUUGGCACUAUGACAUUUGGGGAACAGAAUACCGAGAAAGAAGCUCAUGAUAUGCUUAGCUAUGCGUUUGAGCAUGGCAUUAAUGCUCUAGAUACUGCUGAAAUUUAUCCAGUUCCACCGAAGCAAGAGACACAAGGAAGAACAGAUCUCUAUAUUGGUAGCUGGAUGAAGUCUCAAUCUCGCGACAAGAUUAUUUUAGCAACAAAAGUAAGUGGUUAUUCUGAGCGGACAACCUAUCUUCGUGACAAUGCAAAAGUUGUGCGGGUUGAUGCUUCAAAUAUUAGAGAAAGUGUCGAGAAAAGUCUCAAGCGCCUUGGCACUGAUUAUAUUGAUUUGUUGCAAAUUCACUGGCCAGAUCGCCAUGUAGGAUUGUUUGGAUCUUCCUAUGACCCUUCAAAAUGGAGGCCCAGUGUUCCGUUUGUGGAACAACUGCAAGCUUUUCAAGAACUUAUUAAUGAGGGAAAGGUGCGCUACAUUGGCGUAUCUAAUGAGACCUCGUAUGGAGUGAUGGAGUUUGUCCAUGCAGCUAAAGUUGAAGGGCUUCCAAAGAUUGUCAGUAUCCAAAACAGCUAUAGUUUGCUUGUUAGAUGCAAUUUUGAAGUUGAUCUUGUGGAAGUUUGCCACCCAAAAAAUUGCAAUAUAGGCUUGCUAGCCUAUUCCCCUCUAGGUGGUGGAUCACUGACAGGAAAAUAUAUUGAUAUAAAUUCCGAAGCAGCAAGAAAGGGAAGGUUUAACCUCUUCCCCGGUUACAUGGAAAGAUAUAACAAAUCUGCUUCACAGGAAGCAGCAAUGAAAUAUUUGGAGCUGGCCGAGAAGCAUGGCCUAACUCCAGUUCAGCUUGCACUUGGGUUUGUAAGAGAUCGCGUAUUUGUGACUAGUUCGAUUAUUGGUGCAACCUCCGUUGAUCAGCUCAAAGAAGACAUUGAUGCUUUCACAGAAACUGAGCGCCCUCUUCCACCGGAGGUCAUGGCUGAUAUUGAAAAUGUUUUCAGGAGAUACAGAGAUCCUACCACUAACCUUUAAAUUUAACUGCUUCCAAGAUUUUUUUUUUUUUGGUUUCCUUGUACGGUUUUCCCGUUGGAUUUACUCUCUAAAAUUGUUUG